Geodia barretti is the source of this 429-nucleotide messenger RNA. Lineage: Eukaryota; Metazoa; Porifera; Demospongiae; Tetractinellida; Geodiidae. The record is from the annotation of a GenBank genome assembly.
AUUCACUACAGUGAACUCCUCGCUGAGGUCAAAAAGUUUGCCAAUGUCCUGAAGGCACAAGGCAUAGAAAAAGGCGACCGCGUGUGUAUCUACUUACAGAUGGUUCCAGAGUUAGCGAUUGCGAUGUUAGCGUGUGCGAGGAUUGGUGCUGUCCCUCUAUCGUUUUCGGCGCAUUUUCAGCGGAAGCCCUCCGAGACAGAAUUAACGACUCAGCGUGUUAAACUGCUGAUAACGCAGGUACCGGCAAUGCGUGGUACCCGUAGCGAUAUACCGAUGAAGGUAAAUGCCGAUGCCGCAGUUGCCGAGUGUCCAUCUCUUGAAAAGGUUGUCGUUGUCAAGCGAACAGGAGAUGCAGUUGACUUUGAUGCAUCCAGAGAUAUUUGGUGGCAUGAAGCAAUAGCAAACGCCGAUGCAGAUGUGAACCGGUAG